UAUGAAACGAAUGUACCAGGUAUUCGUAAAGAACUUGUAUAUACACACUGCGUGUUAAUAGGAAAAAAGCAUUGCAAGAUUUUGAGGUUGAGUGGACCAAUAUAAGUAACAAACAAUGAGUCAAUCGAAUGGACUUUUUGAAAAAGCUCUUACUAGGAAGGCGUCAUGGCCAGACAAAGAGGAAUUAUUGGAUGUAGUGUACUGGAGUCGUCAAAUCAUUGCUUUAAUCAUAGGAAUUUUGUGGGGAAUUUUCCCUUUUGUUGGAAUUUUGGCCAUCUUGCUUUACUUUGCAAUUACAACGCUCACAAUGAAUUUCUAUGUAACUGAGUUUCAGAAACAGGACAUUGAAGAAUAUGGCGGUUUUUUUGAAGUCGCAAAAGAAGGUUUUAUGACAGCAUUUGCUAGUUUUUUAGUCUCUUGGAUUAUAGUCUAUUCUUCAGUGCAUGGGUCAUGACCAAAAUUUGUAUAUAGAACUCAUAUGCAAUGGCUGCAGUUGUUAAACAAAUUCUAUUCAAGCCUUGCUUCAUGCAACUACAUUAUGUAAAUUUUGAUGUGACAUUUUAACCAAACUGGUGGUUCAAAUAAUACUACAAAAAUUUGUUUGAUAUUUGAAAAGUGUAAUUCAUUCAAAAGAGUGUUUAAAGUUUUAGAAAUCUACAAUCAAAAUAAUUGUAAUUUAUUUAAUAUAUCUAUUGAAAUUUGCAACAGAUAUGUAUGUAUUGAAAUGGUAUUCGUUGAGUUUCAAAUAAGUUUAAUUUGGUGUUCGUGGUUACUAUUUCCAAUAACGAUUUUAUAUAAAUUAUACAAUUAUUCAUAUUACGUCUACUAUACUACUUGAAGGUACAGUUUACAUUUUGUGUAAUUGUUCAAUGGUGAUAUUCUAUUAGUCGAUACCUUGUACAAUCACUUACCAAAGCAAAAAUAAAUGGUUUGAAUGUAAUGGUUUGACAGCAGAACUGUUACUGGAUCGAUGAUUGUACUGAUUUGAAAGGAGUUAUUGCCAAUGGGCUCUAAGAAAGAAAAAAAAGAUGUGAGAGAAGUUGUUCAUAAAGUGAAAAAGGCAAAACAUGAAAAGAAAUCUGAAGACUCAAAUAAGAGAUCAUACUUUUCCAGUACAAGUAAAAAAAGAAAGAAAAGAUACUCUUCUUCUAGUUGUUCAACUGAUUCAGAGCGAAAAGUAAAGAAGAAAAAGAGAAAGAGGACAACUUCAGAAGAUACAUCAUCCUCAGAAGACAGGACACAGAAAACUUUAAAAAGAAAAAAGGCCAAACAUAAAAAGAAAACUAAAAAAAAGAAGAUGAAGAAAGAAAAAACUAUUAAAACAACAGAUGAAAACAGUCCCAAAAACAUAAAAUCCCUUAAGAAAAACAAAGAGGAAACAGAUCCUGAUCCAAGAGCCCUGGCAAUGCGUCCAAUGACGCAGGAGGAAUGGGAGAAACGACAGAGCGUAAUGCGUCACGUAUAUGACGCAGAAACCGGACGCACGCGGCUCGUCAAAGGAGAUGGUGAAAUUAUGGAAGAAAUAGUCUCUCGAGAGCGCCACCUGGCGAUUAACAAACAAGCGACUAUUGGUGACGGAAAUUCAUUCCAAGCGAAGCUUGGGCUUAAUAAGCGAUGAAGUUGAUAGUCAACUCAAUAGUUUCUGGUCACAUUUAAAUUGUUCCAUGCUCUUUUUCGGAAUUACUUAAAAUACAUUCGGAGUAUUUAAUCGUUCUAAUCUGGAGAACAACGACUGUUGCUUCAUUGACUUAUCGUGGACCGCGCUGUUUUACAAGAACAAACAUUAAAUGCUUCAACUUUUAA
Ciona intestinalis (vase tunicate) is the source of this 1803-nucleotide messenger RNA. The record is from RefSeq and is a predicted model, not a curated record. NCBI's taxonomy places the organism in Eukaryota, Metazoa, Chordata, Ascidiacea, Phlebobranchia, Cionidae.